This is a messenger RNA of Nylanderia fulva, 1186 nucleotides long. RefSeq names its product NFU1 iron-sulfur cluster scaffold homolog, mitochondrial. Gene Ontology annotation, cellular component: mitochondrion. Gene Ontology annotation, molecular function: iron-sulfur cluster binding; iron ion binding. NCBI's taxonomy places the organism in Eukaryota, Metazoa, Arthropoda, Insecta, Hymenoptera, Formicidae. Gene Ontology annotation, biological process: iron-sulfur cluster assembly. The record is from RefSeq and is a predicted model, not a curated record.
UAAAGUUGCCUUCAUUCCUAUCAUUGCAUAAGCUGUGGCAACGUGAAGUCGGUUUGUUUCUGACGUACUGUCAUAUAACCUAAAGUAGUACACUAAAAUAUAUUGCGUCUCAUAAAUAGACGAGAAUCCAAUUAAAAAAUAUAUCGUCGUGAUAUUGUUGAAAAAAAUGAGAUAUUUUUGACAGUUUGAAAAGAGACGUCAAAAACGAUGGAUAAAAUUUUUAAAUCGAUUCAUACAAGUCGACCGGCUUUGUAUAAAACUCUGGCGAAUGAACAAUUCAUACGAGCCUCAAAUAAACUUUCUGUAAAACGUUGCGUACCUGUAGCCAAUAGAAUGUUAGCACAAGAAUAUUCCACGACUUUUCCCAUCGGUCUCAGACACUGGCAUGGCGACAGUGAAAGAUCAAUUUGUAUAUUGCCUUCUAAACAUAGUCCUGCAAUAUCUAGCCAACAAAAACGUAAUAUGUUUAUUCAGACACAGGAUACACCAAAUCCAAAUAGUUUAAAAUUUAUCCCAGGAGUGCUAGUACUCGGGGAAGGAUGUACAAAAGAUUUUCCAAGUGCAAAAGAUGCAUACUGCUCGUUACUUGCUAAACAAUUAUUUCGUAUUGAGGGAGUAAAGGCGGUAUUUUUUGGACCUGAUUUUAUCACGGUUACGAAACUCGACGAGGACGUGGAAUGGAAAUUAUUAAAGCCAGAGAUAUUCGCAACUAUAAUGGAUUUCUUUGCCAGUAAUCAGCCAAUUAUGGAUGAAACCUCUGAACCUGCUACAGAUACACAAAUUAAUGCAAAUGAUGACGAGGUUGUUCAAAUGAUAAAGGAAUUAUUAGAAACACGAAUACGACCUACAGUACAAGAAGAUGGUGGCGAUAUUGUAUAUAUGGGAUUCGAGGAAGGCAUUUUAAAACUAAAGAUGCAAGGUUCCUGUACCAAUUGUCCAAGCUCGGCAGUAACGUUAAGAAAUGGCGUGCAAAAUAUGAUGCAAUUUUAUAUACCCGAAGUACUCGGAGUUAUACAAGUGGAAGACGAGACGGACAAAAUUGCCGAGAAAGAAUUCAAAAAAUUUGAACAAAAGCUUGAAGAAAAGAGUGGAGAUAAAUAGAUACAAUCGUAGUUGUUGAUGUAUCUAUACGUCAUCUUGUAAAUGUAUAUAUAAUAUUGUAGACGUGCGUAUACUAUGUAUAAAU